AUGCUUACAAAAAAAGAGCAAGAUUUGACAAAUGCCAUGUUACUUGUUGAAGUAGCAAAAAUAAGGUUGCAAGCGUAUAGGGAUGAAGAAUGGGAUUCUCUUAUUGCUAGGGUGUCUUUGUUUUGUAUCAAGCACGAAAUUUUGGUACCUAACUUUGAGGAGCCAUAUGUUAGCUCUUUAAGAUCACGAAGGAGACUUGGUGACAAUAAAGUCUCUCAUCAUUAUCGUGUUGAGGUAUUUUGCAAUAUUAUUGAUUGGCAACUUCAAGAACUUAAAGAUCGUUUUGGCGAAGCAACGACUGAUUUGCUUCAUGGAAUUUCUUGUUUGAAUCCAAUUGACUCGUUUUCAAGUUUUGACAUCAGGAAAAUAAUGAAAAUGGCUAAAUUAUAUCCUGAUGACUUUAAUGAAUUCAAUAUGGGUUCUCUUGAGAAUCAACUUCCAAGUUACAUUAUUGAUGUUCGUGAUGUUGAUGAAAGGUUUUCCAAUCUAAAUGGGCUUUGUGAUCUUUCGAAAAUUAUCCUCUUGUAUUCCGCUUAG
This is a messenger RNA of Lycium ferocissimum, 537 nucleotides long. RefSeq lists its product as uncharacterized. The record is from RefSeq and is a predicted model, not a curated record. Lineage: Eukaryota; Viridiplantae; Streptophyta; Magnoliopsida; Solanales; Solanaceae. The coding region runs from base 1 to 537 and encodes 178 amino acids. The transcript has a single exon.